This is a messenger RNA of Durio zibethinus, 999 nucleotides long. RefSeq names its product NADH:ubiquinone oxidoreductase, 17.2kDa subunit. Gene Ontology annotation, biological process: response to oxidative stress. The record is from RefSeq and is a predicted model, not a curated record. Gene Ontology annotation, cellular component: membrane; respiratory chain complex I. Lineage: Eukaryota; Viridiplantae; Streptophyta; Magnoliopsida; Malvales; Malvaceae.
ACAAACAGGGCGUCACCUGAUAGUCCACGCGUGACUUUCACACGCAUCACGCAAGGGAAACUUAACAAGCAAAACGGCAUGUCGUUUUGAUCUGCUCUGUCACCUUCAACCAUCCUAUGCGGCAAUGCCCCAAGUUCCUUAAUCGAAUUUACCAAAAGACAAAAGAAGCACAGCUUUAGAAGCAGAAAUGUCAAAGCUGUUUGCAAGAAUUGCUGGGUUCUUUAGCAAUAGAACAUUCAUAGGUGUAGACAAAGCUGGGAAUCGUUACUUUACUAGAAAAGAAGAGAUUGAUGGUAUUCUAAAGGAGAAAAGAUGGGUGGAAUUCAAAGGAGAGGAAGAUCCAACCUCCAUCCCAGUUGAAUGGAUAUGUUGGUUGAAUGGGCAGCGAAAGAUAGCUCCUACUCCUGAGGAAAUAAUGGAACUUGAAGCAAGGCGUGAACGUGUUAGGCUUAAUGUUGCUCUUCUGAAGAAGGAAGAAGAGGAAAGGAAAGCCCGAGAAGGCAGUAAGAAGGCUGUGAACUCUGGUAAAGUUGGAGGUCCAGACUUAAAAAGCUUCAUUCGGCAAUUUCCUUCUGCUUCAGAAGGUGACAGAGUUGAACAAACAUCAGAUGGAAGGAUCAAAGAGACACAGGAAGAGAAAGGAAAACCACUUCCAGAGUCUUCAGAACCAACAGGAUCCGGUGCAUCCUAUAAGCCAGGAACAUGGCAACCACCAACAUGAUAUUUGAUAAUCCUGGCCACGACGCCUACAGUUCUGCACUUUGAUCAAUCCACAGAAUCUAGUCUGGGAUAAAUCGAAUUUGUUGUUUGUUGAAUCCUGAUCUAAAUGAAUACAUUCUUUGGCUGAUUACAUUUGAAAUUCAUUUUUUGGUUGAGUUUUGUUUGAUGACAGUUUUUGUUGAAAUUUUCUCCAUGGAUGUAUAAUUGCAGGGUUAAUAUAAAACAUUUUGCUGCAUCAUGUUUAAGUUGCAGCCAGAAAUGUAGGGUGCUAAAGUUUUG